AUGUUUUAUGAUUAAACAAAUUAAAUAUUUUAUUAUUAAAGAUUUAAUUUUUAAAAAAACUAUAUUAUAAUAUUAAAUUAUUUAUUAAAAAAAAUACAUAUAUAUUUUUUAUAUUAAAUUUCAGACUAAGCUAAUAUUUAUAACAUUUAUCUUAUUUAUCUGAAAGAUUAAUUAUAUUUCUUUUUAAAUUAAUAAUUAUAUAUAUUAAUUAAUUAUAAUAAAAUUAAAUUUGAAAUAUAAAUAAAUUGUCUAAAAUUUAUAAAUAGUUUUAUUUAAAUUAAUUAAUUUUUUUUUUUUCGCGAAAAAUAAAUAUUUUUUUAUAAAAAAAAAAAAAAAUAUAUAUUAAAUAAGAAAUAAUGCAUUAAAAAUUACAAAAUAAAGUUAAAAUAAGAAAAAUAAUAACAAAAAUUAUAAUACAAAAUUAUUUUUUAUUUAUUAAAAAGAUAAAAAGUAAAAAUUAUAAUUUUUUUUUAAUUUUCAAAAUUUGCAAAAUACAAAAAUUAAAAUAUAUAUAAUUUCAUUUUUUUUUUAAAUAAUCAAAACAAAUAAAAUGAAAGAUUAAAAAAAUAUUUUUUUCAAAUUUAUUUAUUUUCAUUAUAACUUAAUUAUUCUUAAAUUUAUUUUUAAUUUUUUUAAUAAAAAGAAACAAUUACAAUAAUUUCAAAUUUUAAAAUAAAAUAUAUAAUUUAUAUUAUUUUAUAUGAAUCAAUUUAAUUAAUUGUAUUAAUUGUUUAUAAGACCAGUUCGUCAUUAAUAUAAUUAGCAAGAUUUAGGUAGUUUCAAAAUAUUAUAUAGUAUAAUUAUAGAUAAAUAUAUUACAAACAUUAAAAUAAAUACAUUAUAUGUAUUUUUAUAUAAAUAGGAGUAAAUAUUCAAUUUCAUGGAUAAUAUAAAUUCAAAAGAUAAGAUAUUACAUUAAAUAACAAAUAGAAUUUAAAAUUAGAAUGUUCUUUAUUUGAACCUUAAUUAAUCAUAAAAAAUAAAGAAUCUCCAGAUAAUAGUUGUGUUAUUUAUUGUCAUUGUAAUUCUGGUUCAAGAAUAGAAGCUUUGUAAAUAUUGCCUUAAUUAAUUUCGAAAGGAAUAGGAUUAUUUUGUUUUGACUUUUCUGGAAGUGGGAUUUCAGAAGGAGAGUAUGUAACUUUGGGCAAAAAUGAGAGUGAAGAUUUAGAAAUAAUUGUAAAAUAUUUGAAAGAUUAAAAAAAAAUAGAUAAUUUAAUAUUAUGGGGACGCAGUAUGGGUGCUGUAGCAUCUUUUUUAUAUUUGAAUAAACCAGGAACUAUGCGAAAUAUAAAGGGAGUAAUAUUUGAUAGUGGAUUUGCAAACUUAAACUUUUUGGCAUAAGAAGUUGCAAAUUUAAAAAAUGGAAUGCCUAUUUUAAUAAUUGAAACUAUUUUGAGUUUUAUAAGUGAUAAAAUUAAAUAAAAGUAUGGAUUGGAUAUAAAAAAUAUUGAUUUAACAAAAAUCAUACAUAAUUUGCACAUUCCUUGCUAUUUUCUUUGUUCUAAAGAAGAUACUUUCAUUAAAUGUGAAAAUACUGAAUAAUUAUUUAAUAGAUAUAAUGGACCCAAACAGAUUUAAUAUGUAGAUGGAAAUCAUAAUGCAUAAAGAAAAGAAGGGGAUUUGAUAAAAAUAUUAGAUUGGAUUUUAAAAUUAUUAGAUGAUAAAUAAUAAACUAAUUCUUCUUCUCUUUUACAGAAAAAAUAUGCUAGUAUCCAUCAACUUAAUAAUCCAGAAAAUUUAGAUA
Ichthyophthirius multifiliis is the source of this 1744-nucleotide messenger RNA. RefSeq lists its product as hypothetical. The transcript has 2 exons. The record is from RefSeq and is a predicted model, not a curated record. NCBI's taxonomy places the organism in Eukaryota, Ciliophora, Oligohymenophorea, Hymenostomatida. The annotation marks the transcript as partial.